Molecule: messenger RNA, 1566 nt
Organism: Myripristis murdjan (pinecone soldierfish)
Lineage: Eukaryota; Metazoa; Chordata; Actinopteri; Holocentriformes; Holocentridae
Gene: crispld1a
Product: cysteine-rich secretory protein LCCL domain containing 1a
Exons: 14
Coding region: 1-1566 (521 amino acids)
Cellular component (GO): extracellular region
Source: RefSeq, a predicted model, not a curated record
AUGAGGUGUGUGGCCCGGGCCUGGCUGAGGGGCGUGUCCCUGCUCCUGGUGCUCCAGAGUGCUGUUUCCAUGGUGAUGCUUCAAAACUCCACAGGCAUGGGUCAGUUUCUCGACAAGUAUCUGGAUGAAGAUGGGGACUGGUGGAAGGCCAAGCAGAGAGGGAAGAGGGCCAUCACUGACAGUGAUGCUCAGCUCAUCCUGGACCUUCACAACAAGCUCCGAGGCCAGGUCUACCCUCCAGCUUCCAACAUGGAGUACAUGGUGUGGGACACAGAGCUGGAGCGGACGGCUGAGGAGUGGGCAGAGACCUGCCUGUGGGAGCAUGGCCCUGCCGGAUUAUUGCCCCAGAUAGGACAGAACCUGGGCGCCCACUGGGGAAGGUAUCGUCCACCUACAUUCCAUGUGCAGGCCUGGUAUGAUGAGGUGAAAGACUACUCCUUCCCUUACCCCCAGGAGUGUAACCCCUACUGCCCAUUCAGAUGCUCCGGCCCGGUCUGCACUCAUUACACACAGCUGGUGUGGGCCACCAGCAGUCGUAUAGGCUGCGCCAUCAACCUGUGUUACAACAUGAAUGUGUGGGGGCAGAUUUGGGCCAAGGCUGUCUAUCUUGUCUGCAACUACUCGCCAAAGGGAAACUGGUGGGGCUAUGCCCCUUACAAGCAUGGAACACCUUGCUCCGCUUGUCCCCCCAGCUAUGGAGGAAGAUGCAAAGACAACCUCUGCUACAAAGUUGAAGAUGAUGGCUCGCACACUCAAGAGGAAACGGAAGAAAACAACUUCAUAGAGCCAGAAGCCCCUCGUACCCCGCAGAAGCCCCGGCCCCGGGCCCCCAAGCCAGAGAAGUUUGAGCCUCCCAGUCUUCCUACCCCAGCCCCCACCAAGCCCCCCACAGAGGAAAAGAAUGAAGUGGUCAACACACAGCAGAUGUCUCAGUUUGUGACCUGCGACACCAAGCUACGAGAUCAGUGUAAAGGAACACCGUGCAAUAGGUAUGAAUGCCCAGCUGGAUGCCUAGAUGCUACAGGAAAAGUAGUUGGAACUGUGUACUAUGAAAUGCAAUCUAGUGUGUGCAGAGCUGGCCUACACGCCGGUGUCAUAGACAAUGAUGGAGGUUGGUUGGAUGUAACGAGACAAGGAAGAAAGGACUUCUUCAUCAAAUCCAACAAGAAUGGAGUCCAGUCUGUAGGGAAAUAUCAGAGUGCUAAUGCCUUCAUCGUCUCCAGAGUAACAGUGAAAGCCAUCACAUGUGACACCACAGUUGCACAGCUGUGUCCAUACCAAAGGCCUGUAAAGCAUUGUCCAAGAUUAUACUGCCCAAGAAACUGUAUUGAAGAGAAUCCUCAGAUAUCCCGAGUAAUUGGCACCAGAAUAUACUCUGAUAAAUCCAGUAUCUGCCGGGCAGCGGUCCACGCUGGAGUGAUCAGGAACGAUGUGGGUGGUUACAUCGAUGUGAUGCCGGUGGACAAGCGGAAACAGUACAUUGCCUCGUACCAAAACGGCAUUUUCUCCGAGAGCCUCCAGAACCCUCCUGGAGGGAAGGCGUUCCGGGUGUUCGCUGUGAUUUGA